AUGGUUUCUGAUUGACAGUGGAAGGCCAUUGCCCAGAGCACAGUCAGUUAAUUUAUAAUGUUUCUCGGGUUAUGCUCCACUCGACGGAGCCCCCGUGAAGAGAAGCAGUCGGCCCUGUCAUGGCUGCUGCAGGCGCAACGCGGUGAGCGGCAUUUCGGAACAUGCGAACCAUGACACUCGGUAAUAGCGCGUUGUUACCUCUAUCAAGAGUUCUCUUGCCUCUACUGCUAGCUCGAUACUUCAGCCCAGGCUACGCGUGGGAAGCAUGUGCGAUACCGUACGGAAAGCCGACUUCAACUUCAAGCUACGAAUGGUGGGAACGCACUUGUGCAGCCCACGUACCAGGCGAGGACAGGGAAGACUGCUAGUGACUUUGAAGCAAAGGUUCGACUCACCCGCCAAGCUCAAACACAGCUUUCGGUGUGCUAUUCUCUGUCUUCCUCUCGCUAGCGCAGAGCUAUACUAGAGCACACGAUAUUACCGUCAAUAAGAAAAUACCUCCUUACAAGAGGCCGGUGCCGAUUUAAUUCUUCUGCACUGCGGGAAAGCUGACACAAUGCGCCGGCGUAUUACCGUCAGCGCUCGCUGAGCGCCGUGCAAAUGACCCAGCUCCGAACUGAACUCGGAUGUGCUCUGCGCUCUGCGCUCACCGCGCGCACAGGAACCCCAGCACCUACACCGUUCACCUAGUGAGCUCUACACAGGACUACUUCAGACUUUCGUCUUUAUAGCGUGGGGUCACCGGUACAAAUGGACCAGAUCUCAAGCUUGGGUCUGCUAGUGAGUAGGAAGAAUUGAGUUUCCGCUUCUAUUACUCGAGCUAAGUAGUAGACGAAUGCAGCUUCUCGCCAAGUUUCGCCUUAUUCGUUUCGGAUUCCAUUCUCGCUGCUGUAACUUGCAACCAUCGUCAUCGACUUCACGGGCGUGUCUGAUCCGUGUGUCUCUAGUGUCGUUGUGGACGACCGACAUACGGCCUGUGAGAUCGUGGCAGCGAUCCGUGUAUACAGGACUCGAAAGCAAUCACGGAACACUUUGCAAGCACAUAGAGUCGCCUCUUCGCCAGCACACAGUUGCUCCCCCCUCAGCAAGCGCUGCAGUUGUCGAAUUUUCUGCACCGGGUUCGGAUACAUCGAGGUGGAAGUUCUCCGUUUACUGGGGCUCCACUUUGCAGCAAUCCAGGACUCACCUACGAAUCGUCGUUCGAAGUGCCCCGAGCAGUCCGGAACUCUCAUCACAAUCGUGAACGUGAUGGCAUCAAACACAAGAUCCAGUCACCGACUCCACAUACAGCCUACUGGUGGUCUGGCUCUGCGACCAUCACUGAUGAUUGUCUGCCUGCUCAUUGUCACGCUGGCAGUGGCGUGCUGCGACGGCAAUACUCAGUCAGACUUUGAGCAGUUCGUACUAAGACCAGCCAAACAAGUACCGCGUACAGUGGACACGGAGGGUGAGAACUCGGUGGCAAUCUUAGAGGCACUGCUCAAUCGCAUCCGCGAGCAGCAGAUCGAGCAAGAGAUGAUCCGAGCGUCGAUGACCACAGCACCUCCGACGACCACUGUCCGUGGUGGCCGCACUCCUACAAACAGCAAUGGCCAGGGCAAUACCGAGAAUACCAAUAACAACGAUGCUGGGGACGGCGUGAACAAUGAAAGUCCCAUUGAUGAUGACCGUACAGCGGUGGGCCAUACGGCUGGGUUCUGCGUGCGCCAGACCGAAGAAGCAGAGCUAGGCUUUGGCCUUAAUACAGAUGCACAUCGCCGAUUUCUAAUGGUUGAUGUUGGCAAAUGUGUGCGACUGAGAGAAAGACCGUCAGCUGAUACUCAGAACAGUUCCUCAGUCCACCUAAAGAAAUGCCGGCGAUGCCAGAGUUGUGUUCCCGUGGAGACGGAGCAGAAGACGUUUCUGACUCGCGAAGGCCCGAAGACGGUGGACGUUGUCAAUCGCUGUGGCUGUCUACCGGAGGAAAUCCAAAACAAGCCGAAAUCGGUUUGGAAGAAGUGCCAAAGAAACACUGCAUUCAAGAUAAUGUACAAGGGAACGCGUUUCGAAACGGAGGUCGACGUCGGAAACUGUGCCGGGUCAUGCCGAAAUCAGACAUGUCAAGUUGCCGAGGAGAAAUGCCAUGUGGUCAAAGGACCCAAUGGCAAGGAGUGUGUAAAGGUCAUCAAGAGUUGUGCGUGCGGCAAGUCUUGUCGCCGCAGGCCCUACAAGAAAGCCUAUCGAGAGUAUAUCCAUGACAAUGAUGUGGACGGCGGUCGCUAUCAGACCAAGAUUGUUGAUGUUGGCCGCUGUGAUGGUCCCUGCCCUCGACUCUCAAGACAGGAAUAUUGUGAGAAGAUCAGAAGGCAAUUUCAUUUCCUCUGCAAGCUGAGUACAUCGCCAGUGCAGCUGCGUUGCGCGCCGUCCUCCGUGCGACCCGUCAUCAUCCGCACGUCACGUGACCACUCCAUACGGGUCAUGUCAAUACAGACGUGUGCGUGUCGGGAGAACUAGUAUUAGUUCCUAUCUAGGAGUGUUAUACCUUAUACCAGUUUUCUUGUCAGUGGUGUGGCCGAUAUAAUUAUAUGAUGUAACAGAAUGCUAUGUGAAAUUUCGAUGAAAUUUGAUUUUGAUUUUCUCUACAAAUGCUUAUGAAGGCAAAAAGUGCUUUAUGUACCGAUUUCUUUACGAAUAUAUUCCGUUCUACCGCUAUUGGUGCAUUUCAUUUGUGCAAGAUCUUGAUUGAUGCCUUGAUCCAAUUACGAAUAUCUUCUUGCCGUUUUUACCUUGAAGACAUGUUUUAAAACCUAGGAUAUAAUUUCCCAUUCAACAACCAUGACGUACUUUCUAAAACCCUGGAAAGAAGGGGAUGUGACUUACAAUCGAGUGUGAAUUUCUGCUUAUGCGAAUAAAUUGAAACA
Sycon ciliatum is the source of this 2900-nucleotide messenger RNA. RefSeq lists its product as uncharacterized. The record is from RefSeq and is a predicted model, not a curated record. The transcript has 7 exons. Bases 1249 to 2493 code for a protein of 414 amino acids. Lineage: Eukaryota; Metazoa; Porifera; Calcarea; Leucosolenida; Sycettidae.